UUCUUACAUAUUUUCAGGUACAACGACAGUUUUAACUAUGACAUUUCUUGGUCUGGAUAUCCGCACAGACCUACCAAAAGUAUCCUACGUCACAGCUCUUGAUUAUUAUGUGGCUGUCUGCUUUGGUUUCGUCAUUUCCACCAUAAUUCAGUUUGCAGUCGUACAUUAUUUCACGAAAUAUGGCACUGGCGAUAUGAAUAUGGUUUUUCAAACUUCUGACGAUAGCGAUGAUAGUGGAGAGAUCGGGGAAAUAACUGGCCCUGGUCGAAGUAACGGUGAUCUUUGGGUAACUGACAAUGCUGCUUAUGCGAAUUCCCACCGAGGACCUUUGCGGUGUUUCUUCAAAAUGUGGGACUGUGUCACCGGAACUCGAAACUACAGUGGCAGAAGUCACCCAAGAGGUAACCAACCAAUGAACAGUGUGAGCCAGGUUGACAGAGUAUUUAGAGUUGCCUUUCCCAUAACAUUUCUAAUUUUCAAUAUGGUCUAUUGGAUAGUUUAUUGGGUGUGAGUUGUAACAAACGCUUUAUUUCACAUGAUUAUUUUUAUAUUAUUUAUUAAUUGAUUUAUUUAUUGAUUAAUUCAUUCAUUCUUUACUCUUCUUCUCCUCCUCUAUUGGUUAGAUGGUGUACUCUUAACUUUACAAAGAUUACGAAUGAAAAUGUUCAGUGAAAUCGAGAAAUAUGGCUUGUGGACAAAACUUAAAAUACAUCAUUUUUUUUGUUUAAAUAUUCCUUGUCGAAAAGUAUCCUCUCGAUUUCAUGAGGCGAUAUUUCCGCCCAGUAGAUUUUGAAUAAGUCUACAAGUUUUUGAGAUUUAAUAUUAAAAAAAGAAAAAAAACAUGCGUCUCAACUACACAGAAAUAAAACCGAAUAACAAUGGUUAUACACAAAAUAAAACCAGUCUGCUGAAAACUCAGCAAAUGAAAAUGAAAUAAUAGAGAGAAUUUAUUUCGAAGAUUAAUAAUUAGAAUAAACACAAUCCGUUGCAAAUAUAGAAUAUAAUAAACGCUGCCUCAUAAAGCACAAACUAACACAUACAUACAUACAUACACACACGUAACAAGUAACAUAAUAUUUUGGUAUUAUAAACAAAUAAUUUCAGUCUUUAUCAAAUUUCCAUGAACAAGAAAUUAAAAUCUAUUUUUAAACUGCGAAGUGAGAAAUCAACAAUAACUGAUAUAUUACACAUUAUCAGUUAAACUUUUUUCUUUCUAUUCCUUUAGUGUAUAUAUGCUAACGUAUGCUUCGGUAUGCUUUCAAAUUUGAUAUGUCUAGUUUUACCCGGUUGUGUCCUCUUUUUGUGGACAAUACCUUUUUUAAAAAAAAAAAUAACAACAGAAUUUUAAAAUGUCCAUGAUCAAUCUCAUGUAUUUGUUGAGCAUUCAUUUAUAAAAAGAAAAAUAAUGGACGCCAUUUUUACUUAACCUGCCUUGUCUGCUAUUUUAAAUGUUAAAAAAAAAAAACAAUUGUCAGCUUAGUUCAGGUGUAUUUAGUUCUCUAUCAGGAAAAGGAAAAGACGCUUUGCUAUUUACUCCCUUCCUCCUUCAUAGUAUCAAUAAGGAGUUAUUUCCAUCCCAGUUGUCCUUUAACUACGCCUGAACUGUUUUGUUAAGGCGGCUAUUUUAGCAAAUCCAAAAUGGCAGACAAAAGAAGGUUGUGUUCAAUAAAACAUCAAAAGCGGAAAUAAAUGUUUCCAUUUCGGUCCUUAAAGCAUUGACACGCUGCGAAUGUUUGACUCGCAUUAUACUUUGUGUUCAAACUUAAAAGCUCUUUCUCUCUCUCUCUC
This is a messenger RNA of Octopus bimaculoides (California two-spot octopus), 1788 nucleotides long. Its product is annotated as gamma-aminobutyric acid receptor alpha-like. Gene Ontology annotation, molecular function: GABA-A receptor activity; extracellular ligand-gated monoatomic ion channel activity. Gene Ontology annotation, biological process: monoatomic ion transmembrane transport. Gene Ontology annotation, cellular component: membrane. NCBI's taxonomy places the organism in Eukaryota, Metazoa, Mollusca, Cephalopoda, Octopoda, Octopodidae. The record is from RefSeq and is a predicted model, not a curated record.